Molecule: messenger RNA, 1018 nt
Organism: Macadamia integrifolia
Lineage: Eukaryota; Viridiplantae; Streptophyta; Magnoliopsida; Proteales; Proteaceae
Product: histone H1-II-like
Exons: 2
Coding region: 80-715 (211 amino acids)
Biological process (GO): nucleosome assembly; negative regulation of DNA recombination; chromosome condensation
Cellular component (GO): nucleosome; nucleus
Molecular function (GO): nucleosomal DNA binding; double-stranded DNA binding; structural constituent of chromatin
Source: RefSeq, a predicted model, not a curated record
UUCGUUUCCCUCCAUAUUGUGCUCUCUCUCUGCAUUUAAAACUGAAAGGUCGAUCCUGAGUUUUCAAGGGUAGAAAGCAAUGGCUAAGGCAACGAUUCGUACGGGAGCGACAGCGAAACCCAAUUCCGAGAUCAAGAAGACCACCACCCUCCUACAUCCUCCUUACUUUCAGAUGAUAACUGAAGCGAUAUCUUCGCUCAAAGAUCGUACUGGUUCGAGCCAACCUGCGAUUGCCAAAUUCAUUGAUGAAAAGUAUGGAACAGGGCUUCCCCCAAAUUUCAAGAAGGUUUUAUCCAUUCAAUUGAAGAAAUUCGCCCAAUCGGAGAGAUUGGUUAAGGUUAAAAACUCUUACAAAAUCUCUGCCACCGAGAAGGUCAAAUCGGUUAGCCGUGGAGUUGAAGUGAAGCGACAGAGGAAGGACAAUGCCGCUGUUGAAACGGUUACCGUUAAGAUGGAUAAGAAGAAGAAGAAGAAAAUUGAGGAGAAGGUAAAGAAGACGAAAGAAGCAGGGAUGGUCUCUACGCCAAAGAACAAGAAGAAGCCGGUGAAGACACUGAAACCAAAGGCAUCUAUCAAGAAGAUUGGGAAGGUGAAGCGGUUGAGCCAGGUUAAAACUCCCGAAGCUUUGAAGAAGAAAAGAGCUCCAACCCCAUGGAAAGCAUCGAAGUCCAUCAAGGGUUCGAAAGCUGUGCCCAAGAAAGUUCAAAAAAACUAAUUUUGGCUCUGGUUAUUCCUUCAAAAUAAGAAAUUAGUAGUUUCUUCUUGUAAAUGGUUUGUCAUUACUAAUUGGUUUCUUUGGAUUUGCAAAAAUAACUUGUUAUUCUGAGAUAAUGGUUGUUAGAUAGGUGUAAAUUCUCUUGUUUUAGAGGAAACACUUCAGGGUUUUCUCUUUAGGCUUCUGUGUGUGUGUGAAGUGAGACGUGGAACUCCAUGUAUCACAUAGAAAACAUAUAAUGACAUGAAUUGCAGACCCUUACUAAUGCGAUCUCCUAAUUUCAAAAAAAAGUUAUUAUUGUUA